Molecule: messenger RNA, 3801 nt
Organism: Xiphias gladius (swordfish)
Lineage: Eukaryota; Metazoa; Chordata; Actinopteri; Istiophoriformes; Xiphiidae
Gene: abcb11a
Product: ATP-binding cassette, sub-family B (MDR/TAP), member 11a
Exons: 24
Coding region: 16-3801 (1261 amino acids)
Biological process (GO): transmembrane transport
Cellular component (GO): membrane
Molecular function (GO): ATP binding; ABC-type transporter activity; ATP hydrolysis activity
Source: RefSeq, a predicted model, not a curated record
AGGAAAGACGCCGUAAUGAUGGUAGUGGGGUGUUUGUGUGCCCUCAUACACGGUGCAGCUUCACCUCUCAUGCUUCUGGUGUACGGCAUGAUGACCGACACCUUUGUGGCUUAUGAGCUCGAGGUCCAAGAACUGAAAGACCCAAACAAGGUGUGCAACAACAACACUAUCUAUUGGACAAAUGGUUCUGUUUAUGAAACAGCUGAAAACAGAUCUGUCUACUGUGGGGUGGAUAUUGAAGCACAGAUGACCAUGUUUGCAUAUUACUAUGUUGGAAUUGGAUUAGGAGUUCUGUUAGUCAGUUAUUUUCAAAUCGUCUUCUGGGUGUCGGCGGCUGCGAGACAGGUUCAGAGAAUCCGAAAGACCUAUUUCCGAAAAGUAAUGCAAAUGGAGGUUGGAUGGUUUGACUGCAACUCUGUUGGUGAACUGAACACAAGGAUUUCUGAUGAUGUCAACAAGAUCAACAAUGCCAUCGCUGACCAAGUGUCUAUCUUCAUUGAGAGGAUCUCCACAUUUGUGUUUGGCUUCAUGGUUGGAUUCAUUGGCGGGUGGAAGCUGACUUUGGUGGUCAUUGCUGUGAGCCCACUGAUUGGUAUAGCUGCUGGACUGAUGGCUAUGGCUGUGGCCAGGCUGACAGGACAAGAGCUGAAGGCCUAUGCAAAGGCAGGGGCAGUGGCUGACGAGGUCCUGUCAUCCAUCAGAACAGUGGCAGCAUUUGGUGGGGAAGAAAAAGAAGCUGAAAGAUAUGACAAAAACCUUGUGGAAGCUCAGUACUGGGGUGUGAAAAAGGGCACAAUCAUAGGACUGUUUCAGGGAUACCUUUGGUGCAUCGUUUUCCUCUGUUACGCUCUGGCCUUUUGGUAUGGAUCCAAAUUGGUCAUCGACACCAACGAGCUGUCUCCUGGUAGCCUUAUUCAGGUAUUUUUUGGAGUCCUCAUGGCAGCUAUGCACCUGGGUCAGGCCUCACCUUGCCUGGAGGCCUUUGCUUCGGGUCGCGCAGCUGCGAAGACCAUCUUUGACACAAUUGAUCGGGAACCAGAAAUUGAUUGUUUCUCAGAAGAGGGUUACAAAUUAGACAGAGUAAAAGGUGACAUUGAGUUCCAUAAUGUCACUUUCUACUACCCGUCCCGGCCUGAAGUCAAGAUUUUAAAUGAUCUGAGUAUGCAGAUCAAAGCAGGAGAAACCACUGCUUUUGUUGGACCGAGCGGAUCUGGAAAGAGCACUACAAUCCAGGUCAUCCAGAGGUUUUAUGAUCCAAAGGGAGGAAUGGUGACUUUGGAUGGCCAUGACAUUCGUACUUUAAACAUCCAGUGGCUCCGCUCUCUCAUUGGUAUUGUAGAGCAGGAGCCAGUGCUGUUUGCCACAACCAUAGCUGAAAACAUCCGCUUUGGUCGAGCCGGAGUUAGCAUGGAAGACAUAAUCCUGGCGACAAAAGAGGCUAAUGCCUAUAAUUUUAUAAUGGAACUGCCACAGAAAUUUGAUACUUUGGUGGGUGAAGGUGGAGGCCAGAUGAGUGGAGGACAGAAGCAGAGGAUCGCUAUCGCUCGAGCUCUGAUCCGAAACCCCAAGAUCCUACUGCUGGAUAUGGCCACAUCUGCCUUAGACAAUGAGAGUGAAGCUGUUGUCCAGGAAGCAUUGGAUAAGGUGCGCAUGGGCAGAACAUCGAUUUCUAUAGCCCACCGUCUUUCCACAAUUAGAAAUGCAGAUGUCAUCAUUGGUUUUGAGCAUGGAAAGGCUGUGGAGAAGGGGACACACAGUGAGCUACUAGAAAGGAAAGGUGUCUACUUCACCCUGGUCACCCUGCAGAACCAAGGCACAUCCAGCACAAUGAAGGAAGGGCACGAAGAGGACUUUGAUCUGAAAGUGAGGAGUUUUAGCUGUGGAAGCUGCACAUCCAGUAAAAGGAGUUCUGUCCGGCUGCGAUCUCAGAGCAAAUUGUCCAAUGAUGUUGUCCCUGAUGCAUUAUCAGGCAGCCUCAAGAUCCUUUCGGACAAGGAGAUCACACCGGAAAAUAAGUCUGAAGAUGAUGCAGAUGAAUGUGUCGAACCUGCCCCAGUAGCACGUAUCCUGAAGUACAACCAACCAGAGUGGCCCUACAUGCUGCUGGGCUCGCUGGGAGCUGCUGUCAAUGGCUCUGUCAACCCAAUCUAUGCUGUCCUGUUCAGCCAAAUUCUUGGUACUUUUGCCAUUCGUGACUUGAACGAACAAAGGGCGCAAAUCAACGGGAUAUGUGUUCUGUUUUGCAUUGUGGCCGUGACUAGUUUCUUUUCACAGUUUUUGCAGGGAUAUGCUUUUGCUAAGUCUGGAGAGCUUUUAACUCGCCGUCUGAGGAAAGUGGGCUUCCAGGCCAUGUUGAGACAGGAGAUUGGCUGGUUUGAUGACCCCAGAAACAGCCCAGGAGCUCUGACCACCAGACUGGCUACUGAUGCAUCCAUGGUCCAGGGGGCAACAGGUUCUCAGAUUGGCAUGAUCGUUAAUUCACUGACUAACAUUGGAGCAUCUUUGAUCAUUGCCUUCUACUUCAGUUGGAAGUUAACUUUGGUAAUAUUGUGCUUCCUGCCACUCAUUGGGCUAUCCGGGGUAUUCCAAGCCAAAAUGCUGACAGGUAUUGCAAAUGAAGAUAAAAAGGCCAUGGAAGCAGCAGGGCGGGUGUCCAGUGAAGCUCUUGCCAACAUCAGGACCAUUGCAGGCUUGGCCAAAGAGAAGUCAUUUGUGGAAUCAUAUGAGGAGAAACUUGAGCCUCCAUAUAAAUCUGCCAAAAAGAGCGCCAACAUUUAUGGCCUCUGUUUUGGCUUCUCCCAGUGUGUCAUCUUCAUGGCAUAUGCUGCUUCAUUCAGAUAUGGAGGCUAUCUGGUUAGCUCUGAGGGGUUACCAUAUAUGUUGGUUUUCAGAGUGAUUUCAGCUGUAGUAAUCAGUGGGACAGCACUGGGUAGAGCUUCCUCCUUCACUCCAGAUUACGCCAAAGCCAAAAGUGCUGCUGCUCAGUUUUUCAAACUUUUGGACAGAGUUCCUAAAAUCAGCAUAAGACUCAAAGAUGGGGAGAAAUGGGAUAACUUCAGAGGUGAAAUAGAGUUUGUUAAUUGCAAGUUCACCUAUCCAACACGGCCCGAUAUCCAGGUGUUGAAUGGCCUGGUUGCGUCUGUGAAGCCUGGUCAGACUUUGGCGUUUGUUGGGAGCAGUGGCUGUGGGAAAAGCACCAGCGUUCAACUGCUGGAAAGGUUUUAUGACCCAGAUGAAGGUCAAGUGCUGAUUGAUGGUCGCCCGUCUCAUACAGUCAGUGUGCCCUUCCUAAGAGCUCAGAUUGGCAUAGUGUCCCAGGAGCCGGUGCUGUUUGACUGCAGUAUAGCUGAGAAUAUACAGUAUGGAGAUAACACACGCGCUGUCAGCAUGGAGGAGAUUGUAGAGGCUGCUAAAAAAGCCUACCUUCAUGACUUUGUGAUGACACUGCCAGAUAAAUAUAAGACCCAGGUUGGUGCUCAGGGCUCCCAGCUGUCAAGAGGACAAAAACAACGCAUCGCCAUUGCCCGGGCCAUUGUCAGGAACCCCAAAAUCCUGCUCUUAGACGAGGCUACCUCUGCCCUGGACACAGAGAGUGAAAAGACUGUCCAGUCUGCCCUGGAUGAUGCAAGAAAAGGACGAACCUGCAUUGUCAUCGCUCACCGGCUGUCUACUAUCCAGACCGCUGACGUCAUCACAGUGAUGUCCCGUGGAGUUGUCAUAGAGCAAGGCACGCAUGAUAAACUCAUGGCCAAGAGGGGCGCCUAUUAUAAACUGGUCACAACAGGUGCUCCUAUCAGCUAG